This is a messenger RNA of Homarus americanus (American lobster), 7244 nucleotides long. Its product is annotated as histone-lysine N-methyltransferase 2D-like. Lineage: Eukaryota; Metazoa; Arthropoda; Malacostraca; Decapoda; Nephropidae. The record is from RefSeq and is a predicted model, not a curated record.
UUUAAGCUAACCAAUUAUUUGAUAUCUGUUAUUUCAGACUGGUGUGAUGGACGAAAAAAGUUUGCAGCAACAGCAGCAUCAGCAGCAGCAACAACAACAACAAGCACAACAACAGUUUCAGCAGAAAAUAUCCGGCGGCCUUGGGAGUGCUCAGCAGCCGCCUGCCAAACAACAACCAGGACCUCCUAGCAUGCGCCCUCAGGGCCCACACGGACCUUUCGGACCCAACGGGACAGGCCAACAGAGCCCACACGGUCCUUUCGGUUCAAGCAGCCCCCAGGGACACGCGAGACACCCUGAACCUCACGGGCAUCACGGUCCCAACAGUCCAUCAGGGCUGCACAGUACUCGACCCCAAGGGCCUACAGUUGCAGGUCAUCAUGGGGCUUUUCCUCCUCGUGGACCCAGCAUGCAUAAUGGGCCAUUAGGCCAAUCUAGUGGUCCAAACGGUGCUAAAGUUCAAGGAUUACAAUCUCCUAUGAGGUCCCAGGUUGGUCCAUCUGGUACAGUUGGGAGCCAAAACGCCUCUUCCUCUCUUAGUUCGCCUCAACCCCAGGCAGGGGAAGCGCCACGUCCCAAAGAGGACUCCCAUGUUCAACGUGGAGGUAGCCAGCACGUGACCACCAUGGGCGAGGGAGGCUCAUCAGCUCCCCCAAGCUCCACCUCCCAGCAGCCGGCCGAGGCGGACAGGGGUAUGUUCGCGCCUCAGGCUGAGCUACGCGCGGGCCAGCAAGGGUUCCUCUCUCAGCAGGAGGCGAUGCAGCAGGGCCAGCUGGGUGCUGACCGGGCGGCUAUGGGAUUGGGCCCGAUUCCAGGCGGAUUGGACGCACGAAGAGGACAGCUGCGGCCCCAGGUGUCCCUGGAGGGCCACAUUCAUGGUUCAGGUUUGAUGAGGGGGCCAGCAGAUGGACAGGACACACGGGGACCAACUACCAUAGGAGCUCCUACCAGUACUACUCAAGGCCCACCUGUUACCGCUGGCGGACGCAUUCCCGUCGGUGGAGUCAAACUGCCUGGUAUGGGCGAACUGCAGUCUUCAACUCAGCAGUCUCCUAUACAGCCUGGUCUGCAGUCUGGAGCUCAGACCGACAUCCACAAAAGUCUUGGGCAGUCAACACUCGGCCAGCAAGACAUACACACUUCUCAGCAGCAGUCGAUGCAACACCAAACUACACAACCUCAAACUGUUCAGCAGCAGCACCUCCAACAGCAGCAGCAACAGCAGCAGCAACAGCAACAGCAAGGCGGAACAAUGUCCAAUGUCAGCUCUAGCAUGGGAAUGUUAACAGGAACCAGUAGCAUGACGGGAGCCACUUCAAUGACUACUGCACAGGACCAAAUGGCUAGGCUCCACGGCCAAGUGACAUCCCAAACUACAGCACUAAGUUCCCAGAUGAAUAGCCAUAUAAAUACCUCGAUGAAUAGCCAGACUAACACACAAAUGAACCAAAUGCACGACCAAAAUAUACAGAAUCCUCUUCAAAAUAGCAUACAGUCUCAAAACAACCCGUACAUGAAUCAUCAGUUAGGUGCUCAGCAGGAAACACACAUGCAGACCAACAGUUUACACGACAACCAGUUACAAGCAAAUAACUUACAAAACAAGAUUCAAGGAAAUCCCAUGCAGGUUAAUCAGAUUUCCGGACAAAUGGGUAAGGAUAUGCAGACUCAGAACAACACUGGGAGUCCACAUAUGACACAAAUGGGCAACCAUGUACAGCCAGGGAUGACAGCACAAACAAAUCCAAACCUUCCAGCAUCCAUUGCGUCACGCAUGUCUAACCAAGCCAACCAAAUGAACCAUGUGGGUCAGAUGAACCAAAUGAACCAAAUGCAGAACACAUUGGGUGGCAAAGACAUGAAAGGUUUGACCAGUAUCCUGCACAGUCCCCUAGGCAGACAACAACAGCCGCAGAACGUGCAACAGCAGAACCCCCACCAGCAACACUCCUCGACCGCCUCCUCUGCUCUCAGCGGACUCACCAGUCUCUUUGGUCUCCAGAAGAAUCGCCCAGCUGCAGGCAUCAUAGGUGAUCUAUUUAAAGGAAAAGGAGAUGGAUCCAGUCAACAAGCGCAUCAGCAGCACCAAAUUCACCAGCAACAACAACAACAGCAACAACAACACCAUGGCUAUCAACAACCCCAGCAACAACCCCAGCAACAACCCCAGCAACAACAUGGUCUACAACCUCAGCAGCAACAUGGUCUACAACCUCAGCAGCAACAUGGUCUACAACUUCAGCAGCAACAUGGUCUACAACCUCAGCAGCAACAUGGUCUACAACCUCAGCAGCAACAUGGUCUACAACAACAGCAGAAUCUCCAACACCAACAGGAUAAUCUCCAGCAACAGCAAAAUGUACAACAUCAACAGUUCCAGCAUCAACAGAAUACACAGCAACAACAACAAAAUUUGCACCAACAAAACCUUCAGCAGCAAACUCUUCAACAACAGCAGACCUUACAACAACAGCAGCAAAAUCUGCAACAACAGCAAAAUCUACAGCAACAACAAAACCUACAACAGCAAAACUUACAACAACAAACUUUACAGCAACAAAACUUGCAACAGCAAAAUCAACAACAACAAAACCUACAGCAGCAAAAUAUCCAGCAACAGCAUAAUCUCCAACAACAAAAUAUCCAUCAACAACAGCAAUUACAACAACAACAACAACAGCAACAAACCCAGCAGCAGCUUCAGCAGCAGAUGGGCCAACAACAAAAACUUGGAAUAUUGUCUGGACUUAAGGGGGACCAAUACACUUCAGCAUAUACAGGGAUAUCACCUCCAUCACGGCCACUCUCACGGGAGGACUUGUACGGUCAGCAACAGCAGGGCCUUCCUGAUGGUCUACUGCAAGGACCCGGCAUGAUGCUUCACAGACCCGCACCGCUCUCCCCCACGGAGCUGCAGCGAGGUGGCGUCAUGGUUACUACCUCCGGGAUUGUCAAAUCUCUAGACCGACCUCGUCAGACCUCGGAUACAAAGGGAUCACCUAAUGUGUCAGGGCCAGGCGCCGCGGGCCAGCAACAGAAGAGCUCCAUCAGUGGAAUGCUCUCGGACUUCACGCGGGCCCUAGGACUUGGAGGCAGCUCGCCAAAGGACGAGCAGAGAGGUAAUUUGGCAACGUCGCAGCAACAGCACCACCAGCAGCAGCAACAAAUGUUAACCUCACAGGCUCAGUCGCAGGCUCAACUUAUCAAUUCUCAGGGCACCACUAUAAACUCACAGGGUCAGAUGGUGAACUCCCAGGGCCAGGUAGUGGGCCAGCAGCAAGUCCUAACUUCCACUGGCCAGGUAGUAACACAAAUGGCCAAUCAUGUUGGCCCCAAUGUGCAACAAUCUGCUUACAGUGGACAGAUGGUUCAGAAUCCAUCGGUAGUAGUUAAUGCAGGUCAGCAGCAGCAUUUACCUUUCCAACAAAUGACACCAGCACAGCAGCUUCAGCUACAGCAAAUGCAGCUCCAGCAUCAAGCCCAACAUUUAAAGAAAAUGAGACGCCAGGAUCAAGCAGCGGCACUACAACAGCAACUAAUGUCUCAAGGAAAGGUGUCGCCCACACCGCUCAGAAAAGACACACCGGCGACGGUUUCAGGCCUUCAACAACUACAAAAUCUUCAGCAGCAGCACAUGGCCGGCAAGUUUGUAGGACGUGUAGCUACGAGUCUGCCCACCGCCGCGCUGCUCCAACAAUCUACUAUAGCUACCAGUGAUGGCAAGCCCCGCAUGCUUGUCAUGCCGGGACAGACCAUACCCACCUCGGAAACUCCGCUCUCGUCGCUUCAGAGGGCUCGUCUCCGAUCCUCGACUGACCAGCUGGCGUCACCGGAAGAUAGUUUGGUGGGUGUUAAUGCUCAGUUGGCGAUGUUGACGGGGACGCCCAGCACGCCCGCGGGUACACCCAGAGGCCUCAGAGACGACUCCUCUGACACUAUGAGCGAGACGGAUAGUCAGAAGAGUCUCAGAAUUCGUCGCAAGCUGCCACAUCUGCCACCCGAUCAGGAAGCUGCACCCCUACCCUCACAUAAAAAGAACUCAUUUGGACUCAACGCCAAGGACAGAGUCAGUUCGUCACAGAUGGCUCGCCAGUCGUCGCUGGACGGAACCGCCACCACCUCCGUCAGGAUGGGUUGCUCCCUCGCCAUGGCCAGACCCUCUUCCAGCAUGACCAACUUAGCCAAUAUCUCCAAGAUGCCCGACAUAACGCUGCCUACACGCCCAGGCUCUGCUUUGGGCAUCCCAGGUCACUCCCUGAAUACAUGCAGAACCUGAAGGACCAACUGCAGGAGGAGCUCAAAUCGACUACCACUGAUCGACGAGCAAUGCUGGAGGCGGAGCUGCUGCGGCUGCACGAGGACCGACGCCGUGCCCUCACCGAGAAGGACAAGGAAAGGGACGGCCGCCUGCGUCGGGAACUUGACCGCCUCGCCUCCUCUAGCUACUCAGGAUCGCUAUCGCUCAAGCAGAGAAUGGAAAUACAACGUCGUCUGGGCAUGACUUCUGGCACGAGCAAUACCACAGGGUCGGCCAACUCUUCCCCUAGGAACCACCGCCGCAGGGGACACCGACGCCAAAUGUCGGACCCAAAGAUAUUCUCCUCAGUCUCACCCAUUAAGGAAGACAGGGACGUGGAGAAAGAACUGGAGAGAUCCCUGUACGGCGUGGCCCUCCGAGACACCGCUAUCAACUGCAUGGACGAUGAUGACCUUCUGGCAGCCCGGCUCUUGGGCAUGGGCAGGAACACGGGGCGACGCAGUUCGGAGAGUGGGUUGGCUACAGACUUCUGGGGUCGCAGUUCUACGCCAGGUGGCACACUUAACGAUUCUGGUAUCUUUGGCUCUUCUCGACAAAAGCCCGCCAGAAAAUCUCGCAAACCUCGAUCUUGGCAUCCUUCACCAUAUGCCUCUGAUGAUGAAGAUGAUCUCUUAUCACGAGAAGAAAAGAAACAAAAAAUUAAAGCUGAAAUCUCGCGCCGCAGGCAACAAAUAGAAGAGAACUCGCGACUCCAUGAAGAAUUGCUUCGCCUUGCGAGGUUGAGGGAAAGUGCCGAGUUGGGUUAUUCAGAUCCCAGAGCUUACGGGCCUUAUGAUCAAAGUCCGCCCCAAUCCGCGCGUGACUCUACCACCAGUGUCUUACGGUCUAUCGACGAAAUCCUCCGGGACGCCCGUGACCCUUCCUCUGGUUAUUACAGUGGCUACUCCCCCUACAAGGCAGGAGGGUCGCCUCCUAAUCGAUACGGCAGUUCCCCUGGGGCUCGAACCUCUCCUCGUCAUUACUAUGGUUCCCGUGGUCCAUCUCCUUCACACUAUCCCAUGACGGAAGAAGACAGAUCUAUGGCUCGCCUUGCCUCCACCUUUCAGAGUGAUGAGUUCACGGGAGCCCUCUAUGAACGUCUCUCUGAUUUUUCUCCUCUCACGGCCGACAGCUUGAGUGAUAGCAUGAGUGACUUCACACCAGCAAUGCCCUUACUCCCAGACAUGCCAACACGCUCACGAAAGUUGUUAGAGGAUCUAGGAAGCUCACCUAUCACGAGUCAGACACACAGAGGCAAGUAUGAUAUACAGAGACGGUACCGGAAGUAAGUGUUGUUCUGUGUUGUGGUUCUCGUGUUGAGCUGUUGGUCGGUGUUUCUCUCCAGACCUCUUACAUAUGCUAGAACUGUCCCACUAAACAAGCAAUACACUAAUGAAAAUCAAAUAUGAUUACAAGAUGACAAUAGAAAUCUGCACAUCUAACAUUAUGUGAUAACGAUAGGGGGCAAGUCUAGUGCACUUAACUAUUAUAAAUACGAAGUAUCCUAAGAUAAGUACCUCAAGUUGACUAGGUUAAGUGUGUUGUAACACAAAACUGGUUCAGUGUCAUCCUUCCCUGAGGAUAUUUGGAACUACUUCCCGUGGCCUGUAAUUUGAUGACAUAUAAAUCACAGAGAAAUAUCUUACCCUGUAGCGAGUGGAGCAUUAUAUUGGCACCUCGCGACAAUAUUUUUUGUCCCAUCUCCAGUUUCUUCCAAAAUAACCCCAGUUGGCCAGGUUGUGGGGCGUAGGGCGGGCGACGCUGCAAGUGACCGCAAAUAUGCUCGCCACACUUUACCUUGCUCUCCUCCCUCAGUUAUUGUGCCUUAUGUCCGUACUUAGCCGAACAAUUCGUUAAAACAUUUGAUAAAACUUUAUUGAAGAUUGAAUUCCUAAUGAUUUUCCCCCUUGUGAUGACAGACGUUGUUUAUUACUUAAAUUAUUACGUUUGAGAGAUAAGUAGAUUUAAAUUUAAAGAUUUACUAUUCAGGAUAUCAAAUUCAUUAGUUUUAAACCAAAUCGAACCUCAUUCAUUGGUUCAAGAACUGCCAGUUAAUCUCAACAGAAGUUGAUUGCCUAUAUCAUUCUCCCUAAAAGGAACUCCCACCACUUGCGUCCCCAUGCUCUAAGGAGGCAUCUUCCCAUGACACCAUCCAUGCUUAUUUUGGACUUCAUAUCUAGGUCAUCAUACUUUAAAAGAUAUCUUCCCAUGGAGGAUGUAGGGGGAUAAUGAAUGUAUAAUUUCCUGAGGGAAAGGUUUAAGACGCAUGGACUAUGGGAAUCCUUUUAAUCCUGUUACUGUGUUCAACGGUGUUACUGGUGUACUCAUCCCAAUAUAUUAUAAGUCUCAUCCGCCAUUGUGCACAACAAAGCUCAAUAUGUUCAAUGCGGACUAGAGCGCUGAUUCAGUGCACCACGGCGGAUGUGGAUCCCACGCUGCCACCACGGAGGGUCCAGUUCGAGGUGGCAGCGUGUCAGAGUCUGAGAGGCUCUUGCGGGGGCUGUUAUACUCUCUUCUUACCAAAUUGUGUGUUAGUCAGUGUAACCUGACAAGUUGGAACUAAGAGGUUCCCCAGAGGAUACCGUAACUAAGCGGGUCGUUGAGCUGCUAUACUCAUUGUAGUUAGAAGAGGGUAGGUGGUGUACAGCGUGAGGAAGAGUGCAGGAGGGCGUGUGGGCCCCGGCUGCUGCCCAACACUGUACAUCACGCGCCCCGUAGGUACCAUGCACAACGGGCCUUGGCGCCAGUAUUGCUGGAUGUCACCUCGGAGCUCCACUGCCCAUUACUUCAGUGUCAAGCACAGUCUGUGUUCUCCCUGCAUGUGUCUUUCUUGCUUCUGAGGACAAUGUCUAUGUCACUGUACAUUCCAUUUCAUUAUAUUUGUUCAUGGCAUGUAAACAAUACAAAUUGUUGUUGACCUUCAAAUACAUCAUGUUAUUUGAAAGAC